CGUGGCGUCCGAUCAGAAAUGAGGUCAUGUUUGGGAUUUCCCAGAAAGGGAAUCCCAGUCCUUCACAUGUUUUAGAGAAGAAAAAUGAAUUCUGCAAAGCUCAUACAACGUUUUAUGACAUGCUAUUCGAGAAGACGCUGUCUCAGCUAUUCAAUGCUGCACCAGAAAAAACAGUUCUGUACCAAGCCAGAUAACAAGUUGAUGACACAGUUGCAGUCAAAAAUCAACUUCUCUGGACCCAUAACUGUAGCUGAGUACAUGAAAGAAGCGCUCACACAUGCCACUGAGGGGUACUAUAUCCAUAGUGAUGUGUUUGGGGUGGCAGGUGAUUUUAUCACUUCACCAGAAAUAAGUCAGAUGUUUGGCGAGUUGAUUGCAAUAUGGUUUGUAAAUGAGUGGAUGAUGAUCGGUGCCCCAGAGAAUGUGCAGCUGGUGGAGAUGGGGCCAGGGAGGGGAACUAUGGCUGAUGACAUGCUGAGGGCAUUCUCAAAGUUUCCAGAGCUGUCCAAGGCCCUGUCCGUCCACCUGGUGGAGGUGAGUGUGACUUUAAGUCGACUUCAGGAGGAGAAACUGUCCGCCACACCAGACCAGCCUGCACCAUCCAGCAAGGAAGGGGAGCUCCACUACAAGUCCUGCCUGUCCAAGUACGGGCCCUGCGUGUACUGGUACAGAGAUAUCAAGGAUGUUCCAGCUGGAUGUAACAUGUUUGUGGCUCAUGAGUUCUUUGAUGCACUUCCAAUACACAAAUUUCAGAAAACUGAGCACGGCUGGCGGGAAGUUCUAGUCGACAUUGACCCAGAGACAGAAAACAAGCUCAGAUUUGUCCUGGCUCGCGGUGACACUCCAGCUUCUAAACUGGCUCUAAAGUUGUGUGAUGGAGAUGAUCGUGAGCAUGUGGAGGUGUGUCCCCAGGCGGCCCUUGUAAUGAACUAUCUGGCCAGCUGUAUACAGGAGCACGGGGGAUGUGCACUUAUAGCAGAUUAUGGGCACCAUGGAGACAAACAGGACACUUUCAGGGGUUUUAAGGACCAUGCCCUUCACGAGGUGCUGGAAAACCCAGGCUGUGCUGAUCUCACCUCAGAUGUUGACUUCUCUUAUCUCAAACAGCACACUGAUGGGAAAGUGAAAGCAUAUGGUCCUGUAACACAAUCCCUUUUCCUACAAAACUUGGGAAUAGCCUACAGACUCAAGAUCCUUUAUGAUAAGGCAGAUGAGUCUGGGAAGGCUGACCUGCUAUCAGCGUUCAAGCUGCUCACCUAUCCCGAGGAGAUGGGGGAGAGGUUCAAGUUCCUGGCCCUUUUAAACAAUGCCUGUCAGCAUAACCCUGUAGGCUUCGAGCCACUGCCGGAGGAUCAACCAGCGCAACCUACCAGUGAACCCACUUGAAAUUUGUAUUUGUUUGUAGUGCUUUUAUAUAUUUAAAUUUGUGAAUUUAAGAAUGAGUGUUACUUUAUUAUCUUGUCUGUGUCUCAAAGACCGAACAAUUUGGGUAGCGUCAGUCUUGUUUUCAAUUUGUGCUUAAAAAUUAAAGUUGGCCAUAACAUGAAUAUAGAAACCUAAAAAUGAGUUCACAUGAUCAUUAUCUUACACAGUUGUGUUGAAAGGUCCAUAACUCUUGCUCUGAUAUUUAAGUUAUGCCCUUUGAUCAAUGGAGUAAAAUAAUGCUCUUGUUUACAUAAUACUAUUGAUUUUUCACUAACAGUUACUAUUUAUAUUCUCAUUUCUCCUUUUUUAAAUUCUGGCUUGCACACCCGUUUAAGAUUGUAACUUAUUCAUGAAGAAUACACUGACAGUGAUAUCACGGGGGAUGAGCAAAAAAAGUCACGUGACCACAAAUGCAAACGCCAGUAGUAUUUUGGCUCGAUUGAUCGUCAAUCAAGGAACCACACGUUUGAUACAAAGAGUCGGAGUACAGUGCAGUACGGGACUGUUUUGAUAAACAGAAAUGCAUUACAGAAGGGAACCAUUGGUGUGUGCUGGGAGCGGGCCAGACGCAACGAUUCUAAAAUGCUUGUAACAGAUCGCACGGGGAUAAACGUUUCAUUUGAACAUAAUUUAAACAUCUUUAAUGAACCUUUUAUUUAACCAUUCUUCAUGUUGUGAUGAUAAUACUGUCAUGAUAAUUGUUAAUGACAGAUAUUGUGAUAAUGAUAACCAUAAAAUGAUAUUGCGAUGAUACAAUGACAAUGUAUGCUCUACCCGGAACAAUGUUUAUAUCACUGAAAAUACUCUUUGAACUGUAUAUAUAAGUGCUGUUUUACAGAAAUAAAGACAUUAUAAUGGAAAUGUUCUUCAUUUAUUCUAUAACUGUAUAUCUUAGAUUAGUUUUAUACAUUGAAUAAAAUGAUUGACAAUAAAAGCGAUCACAGAUAAUCAGAUAAAAUCAAAGAUAAGUAAUCAAAUAACAUAACGAUUCAUUAAUAAACAAUACUUUUGUUAUGAUCUGCCUGAGAUUCUACUUUCUUCCACAUCAGAUAAGUUGACCUAAAAAAUUGGCAAGGGCCAAGAUAAAACAAGUACCCGUAUGGAAUUCAUUUUUUUCAAUCGUCAUCACACAAUUACCUCCCUUGUAGACGACUGUCGUCUUUAGCAUCAUGGAAACAUUGUCUCAUGGCAAUUUUAUAAAUCAAAAUUGAUUAUUUCUCGCUUCAAAUAGAGCAAUAGAAAAGUUUUCGCGCUCCAUUCAAGAAAGAACUAUAAAUAUUUAAUCAUAACAUAAACAUAAUCUGAAUCACUGCACGCAUAUCCAUAACAACCACGAAUUGAUACAAAUCUAUACGCGCAUUAUAUUCACUACGCACAAAAGAUUUCCAGGUUUUUCCAGGAUCAUCGCCGCUCGUGUAAGAUAGGUUCAUCACACCCCUCUCGCAGGGUGUUUUGCAGAAACACGGUAAACCCCGCUUCCGCAAUACACUCUAUGUUCGGGUUGGGAUGAACCUUGCACUCUCGGCCAUGAAAGAUACUUAUUAUCUAAAAUUUGAUGUUUUAUUUGGUGUGUUUAAUAACUUUUGCUUGCACAAUCUACUUCUAUGCCGAUAACA
Messenger RNA from Mya arenaria, 3041 nucleotides. RefSeq names its product protein arginine methyltransferase NDUFAF7, mitochondrial-like. Bases 85 to 1386 code for a protein of 433 amino acids. The transcript is spliced from 11 exons. Gene Ontology annotation, molecular function: protein-arginine omega-N symmetric methyltransferase activity. Gene Ontology annotation, cellular component: mitochondrion. The record is from RefSeq and is a predicted model, not a curated record. Lineage: Eukaryota; Metazoa; Mollusca; Bivalvia; Myida; Myidae. Gene Ontology annotation, biological process: mitochondrial respiratory chain complex I assembly.